Rotaria sp. Silwood1 is the source of this 666-nucleotide messenger RNA. NCBI's taxonomy places the organism in Eukaryota, Metazoa, Rotifera, Eurotatoria, Philodinida, Philodinidae. The record is from the annotation of a GenBank genome assembly.
AUGCAAGAGUUUUCAAUCGAUGAACAAGAAGAAGAGAAAAUGUUACAACAUAAUUCUCCAACAUUAUCUAGUAAUGAUGAUUUAAAAGAACUAUGUCUUUUACUUGAUGCUGAACGUAAUAAAAUGCAUGAGUUAGCUGAACAAUGGAAACUAUUUGGUACAAGUACAAUACAUAAACUUGAAUGUCAAAUAAUUGAUUAUCAAGAAAAAUUAAAUGAACUUGAACAAAGACAAAUAUUACUCUUAAAAGAAAAUGAAUCACUUAAAUCUUAUAUUAAUCAAAUGAUGAUAACAACAAAUUCAAAUGAAAACUCUUUAAAAGAUAAAAAAAUUCAACAAAAUUCUUCAACUCAAACACAUUUUGAGAAACAUGAAUCAUCACAUCAUUUAUGUUUUCAUCGACCUAAACCAAUUUAUGAUCGUUUAUCACGAACAACAACAACAACAACAGCAGCAACAGUUCAACCAAAAAUUUCAAUUAAUAAAUUAACACGUCAAAUGUCAAUUGAUGAUCCACUACAACAACAAAUUUCUAUUCAAAAUAUGUUUGAUGCAAUUAAAACAGCUGAAGUUUAUGAAUCAAUUGAAGAUAUGAUUGGAGAUCAUGAUGAAUCAGAAAAAAAAUUACUCAAAGAAUUUUGUAAUGUAAGUUUAAAGUGUAUUUAA